Drosophila hydei is the source of this 534-nucleotide messenger RNA. RefSeq lists its product as uncharacterized. Bases 1 to 534 code for a protein of 177 amino acids. NCBI's taxonomy places the organism in Eukaryota, Metazoa, Arthropoda, Insecta, Diptera, Drosophilidae. The record is from RefSeq and is a predicted model, not a curated record. The transcript is spliced from 3 exons.
AUGGACAACAGACCGAUUUUGCUUGGACUGCUGCUAGAAUUUUUAGUGCUGAGUCUGAAUGACGCUGUUCAAUUUAAAUUCACAAAUUUUGUCUGUGAAACUAUCAAUAAAUCGUGGGUUAACAUAACUCAAUGCAAGUUGCAGGCUGUUAGCCGUAAUGAGACAUAUUUAAAUUUUAAUGUGACAUUGCUACAACCUGUUAAUAAAGAUGUUUUGGUUGAAGGUCAGAUAUUUAAACGUGAAAAUGGCUACAAGCCAUGGCUUUAUAAGGCAUCCCUCGAUGGCUGUCGGUUUGUAAGGAAACCCUAUAAUCCCAUUGCAAUAAUCGUCUAUAAGAUAUUCAAAACAUAUUCAAACAUAAACCACACUUGUCCGUACGAGGGUUAUGUAUUAGUCCAAAAAUUGAAUCUGAAAUUUGAGUACCUUCCACAUGCUAUACCAACGGGCGAUUAUCUAUUGAAAUUGGAUUGGCUUAUUGAAAAAAAAUUGCAAUUGAGAACAAAUGUUUUCUUUAAGUUCGUGGAGGACUUAUAA